Messenger RNA from Gopherus evgoodei (Goodes thornscrub tortoise), 6329 nucleotides. Its product is annotated as sperm acrosome membrane-associated protein 3-like. Gene Ontology annotation, biological process: fusion of sperm to egg plasma membrane involved in single fertilization. Gene Ontology annotation, cellular component: sperm flagellum; acrosomal vesicle. The transcript has 6 exons. The record is from RefSeq and is a predicted model, not a curated record. Gene Ontology annotation, molecular function: lysozyme activity. Bases 490 to 933 code for a protein of 147 amino acids. NCBI's taxonomy places the organism in Eukaryota, Metazoa, Chordata, Testudines, Testudinidae.
CAGUUUCACAUUGUUUUUACUAAAAAAAGUGUUGUCCUCUACAAAACUUAAUAUAACUUUCACUUGUAUGUGUUAAAAAACAGGCAAAGAAGCAGCCGCCUUAUCUCUGAUUUACUGGUUUACAGAGGCUGUUUUUGCGGACAGCUGCUCUGCUGCAGAAGCCUGCUGUCCUUACUAAAAAAUGACCAGUGCUAGCCUAAACCUAGGGAAAAACUUUUAUAAACAGGCUUUCUGUGUUUUUAAGCCUGGGUUGUUUCUGUGGACUUGCAUGUUAUUGAAACACCUAUGCCUGAGGGGCUAAAUGAAGGUUAUGGGUCUUCAGGAUUGGUUCCGGAAAAUGAAUUCUAUGAUGCUGCUGUAAAACCACCUCUGAUUGGGCCGAUCCAAAGGCGGUGAUAACAAGUCUGAGAGGGUCUGAACCAGAAAAGUUGCCUCAUUCUACAGAAAGAAGUAAAAGGUGGAACCAAGGUUCCCCAUUCUCUGGCAAAAAUGAAGGCGCUCACACUUCUUUCCCUGCUUGGCUGCCUAAUCACGGCAAACAAAGCAAAAAUCUUUAGCCGAUGUGAAUUAGCCUAUAUGCUUCAUGAAGAAGGGCUGGAUGGGUAUGAGGGUUACAGCCUUGCCAACUGGAUCUGCAUGGCAUUCUUUGAGAGUGGCUUCAAUUCGGCAGCAGAGGACGACAAUGCAGAUGGCAGCACGGACUAUGGCAUCUUCCAGAUCAACAGCCGUGUCUGGUGCAACAACUACAGGAGCCCCACUGAGAACCUCUGCCACAUACCCUGCACUGACUUGCUGUCAAAUGACAUAACAGAUGACAUCGUCUGUGCCAAAAGAAUUGUGCAAGACCCACAAGGAAUGGAUGCCUGGGAGGACUGGACAAUGCACUGCAAAGGGCGAGACCUGUCUGAGUGGGUGGAUGGAUGUGACCUGUGAGAAAGUCACCAGCCUGGCUCUGCUAUGACUAUGUUUUCCUGAAAAAGGAGUGUUUCUUUUCCCUGGGCACUUCUGGCAGUUAGUGUAUACAAACAAUCCAUUCCACAAACCAAUAGGAAAAACAAAAAACAACAGCAUAUACUAAUUUAAAGAUUUUUUUUAAUAAAUGGAUUUAUUAAUUUAAAAGAAAUCAGCUGAGGACUUUAGUUUCACGUACUAUUUAGGACUCAACUCCAGAAGAUUUUCCUGAACUUAGUUGUAUGUGAAACAGCAAGGUGCAAGGUGAAGUGGCUGAUAGGCAAGGUUCUGGAGCUGCAGUUAUAACUGGUUAAAAGGGGUUUCCAGAAACUGCUGAGUGCUUUGGGGUUUUCAAAGAGGGCAAACUGGAGAAGCUGAAAGGUAUAUGAACUUGUCCACAGAGAAUGUAUAAGAUUUACCUGUAUACUAAAGGGUGCAAAAUACGUGCCAUGGUCUCACUGGGAGCUGGGCAAAAUUUGUAAGUAUUUGCUAAUCAAAAUGCUGAGCAAUUCAACACUGUCAGUAUCACACACAUUCCCACUGAAAUGCAGAAAAAUGUGCAAUAAGUAUGAAAUCAAUUUCCAAGUGGCUGAAAAGAUAAAUAAAUGCUCCUGUAAUCCAAAGUUUAGAAAACUUAGCCACAGUACAAGCAUGGUGGAGUUUACAAUCAUCCUCGAUUGUCCUCAGCUGCGUAUAGGCAAGUGGAGCCUUGCAUCUUGCAGGUCAGUGAACAGAAUUGAGCCCCAGAGUUUUGUUGGCUGGUGCAUGCAGUAGUCUUGUUUGUAUCAGUUUUCUGCUGUUAGAAAGUGGGAGUUUGAUCCUAAUUUGAAAAUCAUUUCUAGACCUUCUAAAAAUCCUAAAUAAAAAGUCCAUAAUGAAAUCAGGAAUUAAAUCAAGGACCCAGACUCAGCUGAGGCUGAGAAGUGCACUGUGUAACUCAUGGCUUUAAGCCAUGUUUAUACUUUCCUGCGCCUGGGCUGGCUGAGUGCUAGCCGGCCCCUCAGCAUCAGUUGGAUCACCCUAAGAAACAGCAUGCAUCAGUUACCUAUGCCUCCCCAAUCCCCCCAGGAGUUGAUACACCAGCCACACCAUCGAUCACCCAUUCCCUUACACUAGCUGCAAGGGUUGCAUGAGAGUUGCUAUGCUGGCUCUGUGCUGCUGAAGGUUGGGCAAUCCCCAGGUGAGCUGAGAUGGGAUCCCAUAAUAUGGCUGGAAACACUCCUAAAUCUUUGGGCUCUAUUAAGAUUAUUACAGUCUAUUAUUAGAUUUUUAUAGAAUUCUUUAAUGUGUGUUGAUCAUUACCCAUCCGUAAGACAUGCUCUUUUCCUUUCACUAAAAGGAAUGGCACCACAUCUAAGUGGGUUGAUUGUCACAACAGCAGUUGGAAUGCAAAAGCUAAAGUGACAUUAAGUUUGUCACCAAGAGAUUGAGAGUGUGAUACUUCCCAGGGGUACCCAGGGCACGAAGAAGUCUUGUCUGUGCCUGCUGUGGAUCAGCUCCCUGAAACCACCAGCCUCUGGCAAUACAAACACUGCCUUCCAGGCCUCUGUAGGCCUCUCUCUGUACAGAUUAGCAAUAGGCACACGCAAAACCCCGAGUCCUCCGAGCAUCCCUCUGAAGUGCUCCACUCCUGUUCCACUGAACACUCACAGAAUUGCCAGGCCUGCUGUUCCCAAAGGAACAGUACACACCAGCUUGUAGGAUUCAAUUCAGGAUGACCACUUUGCUUAACACAUAUCUAUCUCAAAAACAAAAUUAAGUUUAUCAUCAAAGAACAGACAUUCAAGUGAAAGAGAGUGAGAAUAUUGGAAACAAAUGGUUACAUAUAAAAUAAAAUCAUAACACACUUUCUAGAGGCUAAACUUAGCUAACAAGGCAUUCCCCUAUCUUCUACAAGAUAGCUUACCUCAAGUUCUUUCCCUGGCAUUUUCAAGUGGUUUGGUUGAGACCCCUUCUCAUAAGAUCAAGCCCACUGACAGCUUGCCUCAGAGAUUGAAGGAAUAACUAGGGGUUCCUAGUUAUAGUACCAGACCCCAUUGUUUUAGUUUGCAAAACAGGACAGACCCUGCUGUUUACCUCUUCCUGUUAAUCUUCUCUCUUUCAAGAUUUCACAAUCCUUCAUUAUUAUCAGGUUCAGACUGGCGAGUGGAGGCCUAUUGUGAGCCGCACAAUACUUAAGUUACAUGAAAACAGAUAGAUGGUUUUCUUUCAGACCCAAAAUGCUUAUCUAUUUUUCACCAUUUCUGGUGACCACUCCCUCAAGACAGAUCUUAACAUAAUUUUCCAUUUAUAUACAUAACUCCUUACACAUCAUCCAUAUAUGCAUUUUCCAUGUGACAUGGGCUUUCACUGGAGACCUCACAUGACAGUCUAAUGAGCUAGAAUGUAAAUACCACACCCAGGGGAUUCCUAUAACCCUUAUGCCCUCUGCCAGCUCCCAUCAAGAGGUCCUUGAGACACACAGUUAAAGAGAAAUAGUUAGUUAUCCCACUUGUGAGAAUUGUCUGUGCCUUGUUAUUUUUUGCUAUCUUUUGGCAAUGUACAAAAAUACCAGAAAGUUGUUUUUGUUAAAAAGAAAAAAAAAAUUGAGCAACCAUUCUGUUAUAAAUGGAGUUGGAUCUGAAAAUAUUCCCAGGUUCAUCAAACUUUGGCAGUUUUGACAUCCCAACCUAGAUUAAAUAGACAGCAUGGGGCUGACACUGAAAUAAUUAAUGAUAAUCUUUUUCACAAAAGGCUCCUCUCACAUCAAGACUCCAGAUCUUAAUCCACAUGAAUGUUGGCAUGUGAAACAUCUAUAUCACAUAAUGUAUCCAAAUUGGGAGGAAACAGAUUUCCAUCUCAGGUUUUUCCCCACCCUAGAGCUAAGGACAGUAGGGUGGAUUAAGUACCAAAUUCUCCUCUGUGAUUCAAACUACAGAUCUCUGUUACAUAUUCUGUGCAUGUUCUGCAAACUUAUGGUCCUAUUAAGUGCCUGGAGCAGACAUAGAAAUGUGAUAGAAUUCUGUGAAUUUCUUAAUGGUGUCAACUACAGUUGUGUCAAACCACCUGUCUUAAAAGGUCUUCCUGGAUAUUUUGUACAGGUAGAAAAAUACUACCUGUGCUGCAUUUUUGUAGCACUAUGGGGACAUCAAGUGGUUACUUUGGGUAACAGCUGAUUGGUAUCCUUCCUCUCGCCCUAUAAUUAUAGAAGGGAAGAUUGGGAGUCCUAGAUUCACUUUUAUUCAGACAUAGAAUAAGUAACUCGCUUUCAAUAUUAUCCAUCUGUAAUCUCAAAGGACAUGCAGAAUACAUUUUCCUUGGUUUCUGUGUGAAAGCAAGUUUUCCAUUCAUUUCUACAGCUAGCAUUUGCUAGGUUUUCUCUAUCAUCAUAUUUCCACUGCGUUUCAGAACCUGUAAAUCUUGUGAUGACGUGAGUAUUCCAGGUAACUUGGCCAGCACUGAUUCUGAGCUAGCUAACCAACUACUAGAAGACCUUGCCAGCAGUCAUGGACAACAGGGAUCAUGAGAUCAUCUCUAGACACAGUAUGAAAACUCCCACUAAGGCAUGAAAAAUGACACAUAGGGCCUGGGCAUCUUCCCAUUCAAGUCAAAAAGAGGUUUGCCACUGACUUCAGUAGAAACAGGGCUGACCCCAUACAAUAUGUCAGUGCAUAGCACUGCAUUGCUUAAGACUAUUUCAAUAUUUCCAUUAUAUGCCUCAUCUCUCAGAAGUUUAUAACUUGGACAUAAAUAUUCACUUGGCAAAAAUCUCGGCAGCAAGCAAAUUAGGGGAUUUGUUUUUAACAUUUUUUUCCCACACACCAAAAAUCUUCCUUGGAUGUUUUUAACUUAAAAGUGUGCUACUAUAUAUAAAUGUUUACCAGUUGCAUGGGAUUUUUGCACUCCUCUAACUUAAAAAUGACUUCACUCUUUCUUAAAGGAAAACUGCAAUACAACUUAAUGGCUAUCCCAAUUACUACAUCCAAGUGCCAAGAGGGGUAAGUCACUAAUGGGAACAACAUUCAGGCAGGAGGCUACACUCUGGAGAGACUGAUCCUAUAGGGUGCCCAGUACUGCAGUCCUUACUCAUACAAAUAAUGCCCAUUGCAGUCAGUGGAACAUUUUGGCUUUGUUAGAAAUGCAGGACCGGUUCCAGAAACCGCCUCUCACUAUGUUAAUGGCCACAGCAAGAUACUUUCAAAGGUGAAGGUUGUAGGUUCUAUUUUAUUUGGUUAAUUUAACAGUUGUUUGUAUCAGCAAAAUGUCUGUUGCCAUUGAGAGACAUGCCAGCACCAUUCGCCAUGAUGGCAAUAUUGUAAAAAUGCCCAAGUGCUACAUUUCUGCAAAUUUCUCUGAAAAAUAAUGUAUUACUACAGACAUGACUAGAGUAUUUAUUACAGAUUUAUUUUCUAGCCCAGGGUCUGAUCCUGCAUGCCCUUAGUCACAUGGGUCAAACUUACUCCAUCAUUUACUGAUGAGAAUCUGGCCCGAUAUCUUUAGUCUCAUGUGGCCAGUAGAACCAGUCCUGUAUCAGAUCACUGCUCCUCUCAACCACUCUUCUCUGUCUUACUAAAAUCUCUAUCUCGGAACUUAAAGAGCUCAAUCUGUUUAGUUUAUCAAAAAGAAGACUGAGAAAUGACUUGAUGUCAGUGACAUCCCUGCUUAAACUUACUCAGACUUGCUGAGUCUGAGUAAGAGCAGAAGCUGUUAGGAUAUACACCUCCACAGCAAAUGAAGGUGUGAUUGUAGCAUGAAUAGCUAUAUUUGUGGUAUCUUUAAUCUUGCUACGAUGGAUAACAAUAGUAGUGAAGAUGUGGCAGCAUUGGUUUCAGCACAGACUAGCUGUCCCAAUACAAGCCUACCAGGGAUCUUUGGUAUCUAAUCAGGUUCCUAGCCCAUGCUGAAGACCAUGCCACCAUGUCUUCACUGCUAUUUUUAUCCACGCUAGCUAGAAUAAAGUAAGCACUGGUAUGUCUACUGAUGUUACAAUCACCUCUAUUUGCUGUGUAGGCAUACCCUUUGUUUGUAAUUUGGAUCAUUUAAAUAAGUGAGAUUGUAAAUAGCAUUGAAACACACAGCAAACUCCUCCCCAAAACAAAAAAUCCUUUGCUUUAACAUUAGUAACAAGAGAAAAUCCACGUGGGGAAAAAAACCCAGAAGCACCUUUGAUUUUAGGGCAUCACUCAUUUUGGCUGGUUUUCUGCAAUAACCUUCAAAUUCUGUGUUAUUACAAAGUUAAUGUGAUAACUUUUUCAUGUGUGAAUGUAUGGGUAUUGGACUAAAACUGAUGGAAGUAAUGCAGAAAGGGAAGUACAAGAAAGGAGUACUAUGAAAAGGGAUCUGGGGAUUACAGUGGAUCACAAGCUAAAUAUGAGUCAACAGCGUAACACUUACAAAAA